AAGGGGCGGUAUUGUAGGCGCGGUCACGUCCGCAUUCGGCGACGGUGGUUUUGACAGUCACAUAAAAGUACAGCUCCCACCGGUUCACCGGAGGAAGUGCUGCAGCUCGACUCCCAGGGACACCGGAUCGGAGCUGAGCGACACCGGGGAUUCGAACCUGCACCGAUAAAACCGGUUCCACAGAUUCGGGACGCCUGGCUGAGGUUACAGAAGCAGAAACAAAGCCGUUUUAUGCGUUAAAGUCUUCCAGAAAGCCUCCACCUUCCAGUGGCCUGCGUUACGUGGGAUGCAGGAGAGUGGGAGAUCCAGCAGAGAGGAUAUUUGAUGCCACUUGGCAACACAAUCAGUCAUGGGGGAUUCUUUCUUCAACUGCUGUUAUGUCCCACCCCAUCCUCCAGGCGAGGAGGAGCUCCGCAGGUCCAGACGCACGGAGAUCAUGGCCUCCCAGUCCACCCACAUCCCCAACGACAAGCGCUUCCUCAUCUUCUUUGACUUUGAUGAGACCAUCGUGGAUGAAACCAGUGAUGACGUAGUGGUGCAGGCGGCCCCGGGUCAGCACCUGCCCGGGUGGCUGAAGGACACCUACCAGCCCGGGAGGUACAACGAGUACAUGCAGCGCGUCCUGGCCUUCCUGGCGGAGCAGGGCGUCACUGAGAGCGACAUCCGGGGCGUGAUGGAGAAGAUCCCCGCCACACCCGGGAUGCUGACCCUCUUCCAGUACCUCCGCAACCGCCCCCAGGACUUUGAGGUGGUCCUGGUGUCCGAUGCCAACACCUUCUUCAUUGAGUCGUGGUUGCGCAGGGCCGGUGCGCGUCCGCUCUUCCACCGCAUCUUCACCAACCCGGCCACCUUCAACAAAGACGGGCGUCUGGUGAUGCGGCCUUUCCACUCCCACGACUGCCCGAGAUGUCCCGAUAACAUGUGCAAGCAGGUGGUCGUCAGGGACUACGUGGCGCGCAGGACGCAGGAGCGGGGCCGCGCGUAUCAGAGGGUCUUCUACGUAGGGGACGGUGCCAAUGACUUCUGCCCCGCGCUCAUCCUCGGGCCCCGUGACGUGGCCUUCUCCCGACGGGACUUCCCCAUGCACCGGCUGAUCCUGGAGACCCACGAGGCCAUGCCGGGGGAGUUCAAGGCGGUCACGGUGCCGUGGGUGAGCGCGGAGGAGGUGGUGCAGCGGCUGAGGAGGCUGGUGGUGGAGUAGGAGAGAGGAGGGGGCAGCUCAGGGGGCUUUAGAGACAUGACAGUCUCAAUCUCAGGUAAAAGAGUCCCACAAACCAUCAGAUCAUUCAGCUGUGUGUGUUUUUAGUGGAUGACGCAUUCAGCCUCAGCGUGCCUCAGUCCAGUUUGUCACGUUUUCACCUCAAAAACACUGGCCUGGUUCAGCAUAAGCAGGUUAAUGAUUAUGGAGCCUCUGUGUUUGUGUACAGACAGAUAUGUAGGGGAAAGGGGAAGGAAUUAAGACUAAGGUGCUUUUUUUUUUUUUUUUUUUCCUUUUUUUCCAUCCACCAUUUGGAAACUGUGUCAGUUUGGGGGAAAUCCGUGUGAAUAAAAGCCUUAAUAGCAAUAUUUAUGAACAGACAGUGUCAGCCAGUUUAGUGGUUGUCACUAAAUAACAAGUGUGUUUUAUCACAAGCAGCACUUUUACAAUACAAAAGAAUACACUCUAAUAAUCUAUAUAAAUUAAAUGUGUUAUUGGGCAUUUAGUAGAGCCAAGAAUAUGAAGAAGCAGUAUUUUAUAAACAUGUAGCUAUCUCAGAAAUGUCCAGGAUUCUGUCUUGGGUGUGUGUUUGUGUAACUUGCCUGUCUGUUACUGUACUGUAUGUCUUUGCUGUAAAACUGAAUGAUUUAUUAACACCAGCAGGAAUAAAGCCAUAAACUGAA
This is a messenger RNA of Sphaeramia orbicularis (orbiculate cardinalfish), 1881 nucleotides long. It is a transcript of the gene phospho1, whose product is annotated as phosphoethanolamine/phosphocholine phosphatase 1. The coding region runs from base 350 to 1201 and encodes 283 amino acids. Lineage: Eukaryota; Metazoa; Chordata; Actinopteri; Kurtiformes; Apogonidae. Gene Ontology annotation, molecular function: phosphatase activity. The record is from RefSeq and is a predicted model, not a curated record. The transcript has 3 exons.